CCCAAACUGUCUUAGUAUAAUGUCAAAUGAGACUUUUGCAAAGUAGAUAAACUUAUCAUAAACAAAACAGCUAAUUAGAUUAAAACCCAACUGAAUACACCCAUAGCGGCGAGAGUUCAAAGUUUGUUGCCCCAUUCGCUCUCACCGUAACAUUGGCAUCGAAAACCAUCUAAACGUAAUUAAUUACAAUUAACUACGUAUAAUGGGUUUCGAUAUUCGCCAUGUCAAUGAUCUCACCGUGCGUUGCCAUGGCUCGUACUCAUAGAUAGUGGAGCAGCCGCCGCGUGCGCAGGCAUAUAGUGUUGCAAGUGAUGUUACGGUUUAACGGACUCGAUAUAAAUGGACGUUGACAUUUCGUAACUCCAUGUCUCUUUGAGAUGCCCUGUUCAUAUGGAGUCAUAGCAUCCAGGCUAGAAGAAUAUGAAGUGGCUAUGUCCUUUACUCCUAUUUCAUAUAAUAGCCAUUGAAAAGGUUCAUUCACAACACAUAGAGUUUGCAAAUAACAAACACGAUUUGGUCAUUACUGGAGAAUAUAAAAAAGGUGCCUAUUUCAAAGUGCCAUCUUAUUCGCCUUGGAGCGGUUGGGGCGCCUGCCGCAAUGGAAGGAGGGUGAGAAAGAGACAUUGCUUACGUCACCAAAUUUGCGGGAACGCUCUACGGAUAGAAGUUGCAAGUUGUCGAAGACACGCGCCACGUAUGAAGAUUCUAGCGCGAGGGAAGAUCGACAAUCAUCAUGAUAUGUACGAUCAAAAUCACGGCCUAAAAAUGAGUUAUCAAACAAAGCAAUUGGAUUCCAAUGAUGUUCAAAGGAAAUUUAGAGGAUUUUCACCUUGGAGUGCUUGGAGUUCCUGUUCAAGACGAUGUACUACAGUGCGACGCAGGUAUUGUCAGAGAAGCAUGUUUUGUGGUCGCAAAGUGAUCAAGCAGUCGGCCUAUUGCUACGUAGAGGGUAGCUACUGUCAACAUUGGAUCAGAACCAGGAUGCAGAGGCGAAAGGAUCCAGGGUAUGGUUACAAAGUAAUUGAAUCAAUGUCGCCUCCAGUACCUGUGAUACACAAAGAAGACUCGCGUAUUAUGCCACCAGCGCCGGUCGAAUGCGGUCGUAUAGGCCGCUACAGAGGCUCAGCUUCGGGGCGUAUGAAAUCUCGAAUGAGGGACAUGGUCCGAAUAAUAGGUGGAAGGCCUGCACCCCCCGGCAAAUGGCCUUGGCAAGUUGUUGUACUGAAUCGGUAUAAGGAAGCUUUUUGCGGCGGCACCAUUGUAUCGCUACGGUGGGUUGUGACUGCAGCGCACUGCGUGAGAAAGAAGUCGUACGUUCGACUAGGAGAACACGACCUACUGAUACGAGGACCUAGGGAGCUAGAAAUGAGGGUCACUGAAGCAGUCAUCCACCCGCGGUACGACCCUGACACUGUGGUCAACGACGUUGCUAUGUUGCGCCUACCUUCACCUGCUCGACCAGAUCUCGGCCAUGGUAUAGCGUGUUUGCCUCGGCCCCAUCAAAUAUUGCCACCCCACACUUCCUGUGUUAUAUUAGGCUGGGGUAAAAAGCGACCCACCGACGUCCACGGUACAAGGCUACUACAUGAAGCUCAGGUGUCGACUAUUCAACAAGGCGUCUGCCGUCGUUCGUACUGGCAGUACGCUAUAACUGAUAACAUGGUGUGCGCGGGGCGCGGGCGCAGAGAUUCUUGCGCAGGCGACUCUGGUGGGCCGUUGCUAUGCAGAGACCAUGACAUGCGGUAUUACUUACAGGGAAUAACGAGCUUCGGUGAUGGCUGUGGAAAGCGCGGCAAAUAUGGCAUCUACACUCGCACCGCUGGAUACGUCAGUUGGAUGAAAGAAAUUAUGAAUAACAAGUACUUUGACUGAACUUAAGAAAUAAUGCUUAUAUUCUUAAGCCCCAAUGAAAUUGCUGUACUUAAUCGCUCCGAUAAAUAUAAUGUACCUAUGAAAUUGUUUUCUUUUUGUCACUGUUGUUAUGACAUUUUAAGAAUGAAUAUAAAAAUGUAGUUUCUACAAAAAAUACAAGAAAUAUGACGGCAGAAAAUAACAGUUAGGGUAUUGUAAAAACCUUAAGCUAUAAUAUGAAAAACUUCUCGAGAAGCACAAUUUCAAAGGUAGCUUCUAUUUUAAUAUCGACUAAUGACAAUUGCGAUACCUACUACUGAACAGUUAUUGUUCAGAUAUACCUUUGAUAUUAUAAAUAAAAUCAUUUGUUACGUAAAAUAUAUUAAAGCUUAAGAGCUGAAAUUAAUCACAGCAUUUCAACAGUUCCGACAUUUGAAUGAGGUAUUUGAGAAUGAGAUGAUGAGCUUGAGUGGAAUAGAAAAUCAAGAAAAUUUUAUUUCAACAUUUACUUUGAACUUCAAGUGUUAUUAUUAAUUUUAAUGAAUAUUUUUGAAGUGAAAACUCUUUAGCGGCGUUGUAUACUUUUUUUGUGUGGGUAAAAAAUGUUAAACUCACGUCAGGUUUUAAACACGUGGGCUGAUCGCAUCAUGACACACAAUAAAAUUGGAAAAGUUGUUGACUUUCAUUAUAUUGGACGAAACAUAGUAAUAUUUUAUUUUAUCGUAUUAUAAUAAUAAGUUUCUAUCUAGGACGUCCACGUGGCAGUUUUAUUGCGAAGAAAAUGCAUUUUUUUACAAUAGAUGUCGCUAGGUGCGCUUAAAUGUGAUUCAUGUAAGUAGAUUUCUUUACAAUAGAUGUCGCUAAGUGCGCUUAAACGUGAUUCAUGUAAGUUGAUUUUUCUGAGAGAUAAACUUUUUUAAUGUAAUAUAAAUUGUCAUGUUUGUGUACGAUAGCCCAAUAAAUAAAUAUUGUAUUUUACCACAUAUAUAAUAGUACUUUUAUACUGAAUAAUUAAAGCAAUUCGUGCAAAAUUAUUCCAUAACCAUUCCAAAAUAUCAAAAAUGCACAAAGUUAAUAUUCAAGUUUUCUCUUCUGCCGGCACUCCCGGAGUGGAACCCGUCGUUUUUUUUUGUAAUAAGUAUGUCCAGUCCAGUGAAUAAAUUAUUGUUUAUAUCAAAGCAUUAUCCCCCUUAUUAAUAAACUAAUGGCGCGAUUACACUUUGUCGCUAGCCCGAAUACGAGUGGCAAUGGAAAUCUGAUAAACAACUAAGUGUAAUGAACGGAGUCGAGUACGCCCGUAUUCGGGUAGAUUUCCUUUUGUUUACCCGACACCGUCUUCCAGCGCGUAUUCCAGUGCAAAUAUUCCUUUGGGCGGCCGAAUGCCAUUAAUGUUAUAUUUUUUAAGCUUUUAACUGCUAGAUGUUUAAAUGUAAAGAAAAGUUUACUACUUACAAAAAAAUCCACGCGGAACAGGCAGCAGACCGCACUGGAACCAGCACCCUUCGCUAUCUGGGCGAAUGCACUAAUCAUUAUGCUACCGUGGCCCUGAAGACCUUGUCGAAUUUUCUCCAGCCUUUCGUGCACCCGAAUACGGGCUAACGAC
This is a messenger RNA of Chilo suppressalis (striped riceborer), 3454 nucleotides long. Lineage: Eukaryota; Metazoa; Arthropoda; Insecta; Lepidoptera; Crambidae. The record is from the annotation of a GenBank genome assembly.